UAGGACUUUGUUCAAGUUAGCUAGUGUUUUGCAGCAUCCCUGCCAGAUGCAUGUACCAUCAGUUAUGCCAUCUUUUGCAUAUAAUCUCUGGAUGUUUUGUUGCAUUAGCGCCGUUUGGGCAGCAGGCAGCACCAUUCUCUUGUCCACAAAUCUAUUGUGGACUCAAGUUUGUGUCAAGUGCACUUCAGGAGUGCAGUUUUAGGGCCCCAAACCAGUUCUUGGGUACGACACUCUCCAUGAACUCUAAUUGUGUGUGCUCUUGUGUGGUUCUAAGUUUUGUGGUUUUUUAAAUAAACUGUAUUUCUGUGAUUGGAUACUGAUGAUCUCAACCUUGUUUGCUAUUGAGUUCAAGUAGAAUAUGUGUGUGCCUUCUCUACGGGCUGAUGCAUACUCAAGAGAUCAGGAUCCAGAUGUGUGGAGGUUUUCUGCAGCGUGUGUAUUGUGCUAUCAACAGCAACUAGUGCACUGCCGUCUUCAUCAGCGUGGUCUAGCUGUGUUGCACUUGAUGCUAUUGAUCUGUUUAGCAGACUUAGAAUAUCUAUAUUGCGUCCAGAGAUCAUCUCUAUGAUUGUGCAUGCCUGGUAAGAAUGUGCAGUGAUUACGCCGCCUUGUGUAUUUUUAAGAGAAUUAUGCGUGCAUGCAAACAAUGAUUGGGUUUUGACGCGCUGAAUAAGAUGCUAAGAGUGCAAGCAGGAGGUGUAAUGCAAAUGACUGUGC
This is a messenger RNA of Coccomyxa subellipsoidea C-169, 717 nucleotides long. RefSeq lists its product as hypothetical. The transcript has a single exon. The coding region runs from base 51 to 290 and encodes 79 amino acids. The record is from RefSeq and is a predicted model, not a curated record. Lineage: Eukaryota; Viridiplantae; Chlorophyta; Trebouxiophyceae; Coccomyxaceae.